CGAUUGAACGCGGAAGCAGAUCGCGCGCGGCGCGCAGCGAGGCCUUCGCAGCGCGCUACAACUCGCCGAUCCUAUACCGAAUUCAGAAUGGGCCGUCCGUCUUUACGCGAUAUUCGCGCCCUCGUUUGAUGCACUAUAAAAAUGGGCGUGCCCUCGCCCAGGACCCUGUCGCAUCCUUCGUCUCUCCUCCCAUCUCCAGCUCUUGGAGGUCGCGUCCUGGCUGCUGUUCAGCCCGAGUACUGAAGCACGCGUGCUAUUCUGUGACACAAGCGCGAACGCGAGCGUCGACAUGACUCUCGGUUCUUAUCCCCUCCGCCUUCCCAGCUACCGCUCCGCGCAUGGACGACGGUACCACCCGUACCCCGCAGUGAGGCGCCACGCGAACAACGAUGAGUCCUACAUGGAUUUCAUCCCUGAUUUUGAUUACGAAGCGGCUGAGCAUGUGUUGGAAGUGCCCCCGGCGAGCCUGCAGCUGCACCCAGUGCGACGCGACGACGACGACGCCGACGUGAUGGCGUUUCAACUGGAUGCCAGUGCUGCAAAACACACCAAGGAUGAGGACGCAGAUGCUGAGAGCAAGGUCGCGAUUCUGGUAGUUCACAGGAAAGACGAUGAAGGUGAACAGAAGCCGGUCACGGCGAAGCCUCUGAUGAGACUCACAGCGCUGUAUACGCUAUUUUUAUGCCUCCACUACGUUCAGGGCCGCCUCACGAAAAGCCGUAUCAACACCCAAAAGUGAUUGCACCACGCGGAUGUACCUUUGCUCUCGGUCGGUUGUCGUUGCUGUCCGUCGCUGUCUUGGUUGUAUGGUUUGCUUGCCU
Molecule: messenger RNA, 821 nt
Organism: Rhodofomes roseus
Lineage: Eukaryota; Fungi; Basidiomycota; Agaricomycetes; Polyporales; Fomitopsidaceae
Exons: 4
Coding region: 290-739 (149 amino acids)
Source: RefSeq, a predicted model, not a curated record